Trichophyton rubrum CBS 118892 is the source of this 2361-nucleotide messenger RNA. RefSeq lists its product as uncharacterized. Lineage: Eukaryota; Fungi; Ascomycota; Eurotiomycetes; Onygenales; Arthrodermataceae. The annotation marks the transcript as partial. The transcript has 2 exons. The record is from RefSeq and is a predicted model, not a curated record.
CCCGUGUUUCCCGCCGUGUCGCCCUCUGCUUCCACCCGCCUUGACGAGACCAACGACCGCCACGACCAGUCUACGAUAUCUACCUCUGCCCGGCCAUCAAGGCAGCGCCAGCGACGCCACCAGAGACGAGCUGCCCUGCUCAAAACCGCCGGCCAGAGUCCUUCUCCCGACCAGAAACACCCUCACACCCAGAGACAUCAACAGCAAACACAGCAAGCACAGCAGAGACCGACACCACGCCGGCAGCUCACCCUUGACUCUAUAGAGCAGAGGCUCGGGGAUACCCAGCAGGAGGGCCUACAGCAGGCCUCGCGGCAGGGAGCUCGUCAGGGUAGCACUCGUCAGGGCACUGCGUCCUCGUACUGGCCGGCGCAGAGCAUCAGGGUCUCCCCCAGCACCACUUCGGCCAUCCUCUGGGUGCUUGAAGAGGCCAUCCGCACCCCUUAUCCUUUCACUGCAGACCCGGCUGAGCUUAACGCGUCCAUGUCGGAGCUCUUCGAGACCGCUCCAGCAGAUGUUGCCAACGGCCGCAGCAGCCAGCAUCACCACAACGGUGUAGCCGUUGCCGCCGGUAGGAACGGGAUGGGGCCCGGGCAGCAGCCUAUGUCUGUACCUGCACCUAGCACUACGGGUGCCACCCAUGCUCCCAGCGGUGUCCGCACCCCAACCGAUAUCAUGAGACGGCGGCGGGAGCGUGAACGGGCCCAGCUCAAAGCCGAGCAGGAGGCCAAGCUGAGAGAAGAGCAGCUACAGAAGCAGGCACAGCUGCAACUCCAAGCUCAAGCUCAGGCUCAAGCUCAGGCUCAGUCUCAGACUCAGGUACAUCACUCGGUCCCAAACAUCACGGUCUCCCAGGAUCCUGGCCAAAGGCAGAGUGGCAGGCAAGAUACCGUCCGGAUCGUUGCAGACGACCCGCAGAAGCCCGCCAGACAGCGGCCGAACAUCUCCCAGGCGGCCAAAAUGGCCGGUGGUUCACAGCAACAACAACAACAACAACAGCUACCAGACAGCUCAUCCAAACCACAGGCCAGUCAAUCUGCACCAGGUGGCCAACAGGAGCAUCAACACCAACCACAGCAGCAGCAGCAGCAACAACAACAACAACCAUCUAGGGGUAAAGCUGCAUUCCCUCACGCCUUUGAACGCUGGGAGAUGCUCUCCUCGCACUGGGAGGGCCUGACAAGCUACUGGAUCCGUCGUCUGGAGCAGAACAACGAGGAACUCAGCAAGGAUCCACUCAGCCAGCAAAUGUCUCGACAGGUUACCGACCUUUCUGCUGCCGGUGCCAACCUGUUCCACGCAGUCGUCGAGCUGCAGCGUCUCCGGGCCUCAUCUGAACGCAAGUUCCAGCGCUGGUUCUUCGACACCCGGGCCGAACAGGAAAGGGCCCAAGAGGUGCGCGCAGAGCUCGAGCGUAUGCUCAGCUCUGAGCGCCAGGCCCGCGCCGACGCUGUGGCCGCCCUCAAGCAGGCCGAGAGCGACAAGGCCAAGGCCCAGGAGCUGGCCAGGGAAGUCCGGCGCGAACUGCAGAUCUCCCGAGACGAGGCCCGGCGAGCCUGGGAAGAGCUCGGCCGCAGAGAGCAGGAAGAGCGAGACCGCACCAUCUCGCUCAGGAAUGGCGAGCCCACGAUCGUUGGCGGCGUCCAGGUCGUACCGAUGCUACAGUCCGUCCCCAGCAGACACACCAGCACCGCCAACCGUCCCCCAACUCGAGAGGGCCCUUAUCCAGGCGGGCCCAGCGCGACUUCAAUGGGUGGCCAGUCUCACCAACGCCCCUUACUGGAGACGACCGAGUCAACUGGGUAUGAUGACGAUGGCCACGACGCAGACCCCUUUAUUGAAUCAGGAAACCCCCCCGUUGUCCCUGAAGCACCGCAGCCUCCCCGCCAGACUGAGAGCGGUCGAAGCCAGUUCUACCAGCAUAACCGCCAGGUCAUCCACGGAGGCGCACAAGCAGGCGUCGGCGAUGUCCUAUCCGAAGACGGCCGCGCCCCUACAACCACUGUCGGCGGUGCAGCUUCUCUUACUGCUCCUAUCGCCGUCACAAACGGCGGCACUCAGCAUGUCUCUGACGGACGUCAACUCUCCUACCCUCGCGCCAUGUCCGAUGAUAGCGACGACUACACCACAGAGCCGUUCGACAACUAUGUUACCUACGGCUCCGGGCCGCAUGGCUCCCCUGGAGCAUACUGGAGGAGGACGAGCGAAGCCGUACUAGUCCUAGCCGCGCUUGCCAGACCAGCCGAAACAUGCAAUAGCCAGCGCUUCACCAUCUUAAUGCCGUCUCCUAUGUCCAUCUCCUAUGUCCAUCUCCUACCUUAUGUCUGUCUUAUGUCUUUUUUGCCAGUUCUAAUGUUCUAA